Messenger RNA from Pseudomassariella vexata, 1396 nucleotides. RefSeq lists its product as uncharacterized. The transcript has a single exon. Bases 273 to 980 code for a protein of 235 amino acids. Lineage: Eukaryota; Fungi; Ascomycota; Sordariomycetes; Amphisphaeriales; Pseudomassariaceae. The record is from RefSeq and is a predicted model, not a curated record.
AUAGACGUGACAGGCAGUCGUACAAAGACAAUAGCUGGCAAGAGCGCAAGGGUAAAUCUGACAACUUUGACAAACAAGACCACGACAAAUCACGUGAUGAUCGAAACCGCAAGGAUGACCGACGGGACACGUCCAAGGACGGAGUCCACUGGGCCGGGGAACCCGAAGAGAUACCAUCUGGUGGCUCGCCGUCGGAAUCGACCUCGGAGUCCGAAGGUUCGACAUACGAUUCAUACUACAUCCUGGACAAGAACCUGACUUGCAACCGAUGUAUGGUGGCAUUCCGAUCCACUGAACAGCUUCAAAAGCAUCGCACUACUUGUAAGGCAACGAAACAAGUUAAGCGAGAAAGACUGUACCCGAUAUGCUCUCCAAACACCCCAGACCGACGAACAUGCGGAUUCUGUCACUUUACGUGCGAAUCACGAAACAAGCUGUUCCAACACCUUGGAAAUUGCAAAGACGCCAAAGUUGGCAACAUCAAGCCCAAAGAGUUGGAACAGAACACGGUAAAGGAUCCAGAAAGCCAGCCUAGGAUCAAGGAGGCGCCAGCCGUCGACUUCCAGGACAGAUCAGUCAUGAGCAGAUACACCUACCUUAGAUUAGAAGCCAGUGCUUCACCAACAGCCGACAAGGUAGAAGUAUGCCUUGAUCCCGGCACAGGCAGAACAAUUAUCGGGCGCUCCUACCUCAAGACACUGAAGCAUACUAUUGAAAACCGAAGAGGUAUGGUCAAAGGCAUUGGCAAGAAAAGCAUGAAGGUAACCGAAUGGGCAACCUUUACAUUCUAUCUGCACGGUACAGACGGAUCGGGACCCACGGUUAUGAAGUUCACCAAAUCAGGAUGGGUCGUUGAGGACGACCUCGAACCCAACAUGCUUGUCGGCAAUGAUAUGCUUCAUCCACACGGAGCUAACAUCUGUUACGAAGAUUCUACCGUUACAUUUACCAACCUGUCCAACUUCACCGUCGAUUUGUAAGUCAAAGUCAACAGCAAUGCGUGCAUACGUAAGGUUACGACUAUUAAGGAGAUCAAUCUACUCCCUAGCCAACAAUCUCACAUUCAGGUCAAGUACAAGGCGCUUCCAGCAGACAGACCGUUUAGCUUUAAUGCUGAGCAUAAGGCGGCGUUUCACGCCGUUCUCGACUCUAAGACACCGCAAGUGUUGAUUGUCAGAAACACCACUGACAGCAUGCUGAAAAUCCGUCUACGCUUUUGAAGGGGUUCGGAGAUUUGAGCGUAAUAGGGGAUGAGAUGUCGUAAGAAUCCGGUAGCACCGAUGUACUGUUCUAGUGCCUUAAGCUGUGCGGGAAAUGCAAUCUGUUUCAAAGCUGCGAUACGUUCAGGUGUUGUAGACAUUCCCAGGGCGUCGACGAGAAAUCCAAGUAAUUCGAC